CUUGGGGAUGACAGGAGUGCUGCUGCUGCAGGAUCGUGAGGAAGGGAAGUGUCGCCCUCUAACCGGCUGGAAUUACUUUGAACUAUCUUCCCAUCCAGUUUUUGGACCGAGCAUCUUUCCUUCCCAACCAACGCGGCUCAGAAGACCUUGAGUCAUGUCGGAGGACCUGAGCUCCCAGCCCUGGUCCAUCAACAAAGACGACUAUGAGCUCCAGGAGGUUAUCGGCAGCGGAGCCACGGCUGUGGUGCAGGCAGCGUACUGUUUACCUCGCAAGGAGAAGGUGGCCAUAAAACGCAUUAACCUGGAGAAAUGCCAGACCAGUAUGGACGAGCUCUUGAAAGAGAUCCAGGCGAUGAGCCAGUGCCACCACCCCAACAUUGUGUCGUACUACACCUCGUUCGUAGUGAAGGAUGAGCUGUGGCUGGUGAUGAGGCUGCUAAGCGGGGGGUCCAUGCUGGAUGUGAUCAAGCACAUCAUCUCUCGCGGGGAGCACAAGACGGGUGUCCUGGACGAGGCCAGCAUCGCCACCAUGCUGAAGGAGGUGCUGCUGGGGCUGGAGUACGUGCACAAGAACGGACAGAUCCACAGGGACUUGAAGGCGGGCAACAUUCUGCUGGGAGAAGAUGGCUCUGUGCAGAUCGCAGACUUCGGCGUCAGUGCCUUCCUGGCGACUGGCGGGGACAUCACCAGGAAUAAGGUGCGCAAGACUUUCGUGGGAACGCCGUGCUGGAUGGCCCCCGAGGUCAUGGAGCAGGUCAGGGGUUACGACUUUAAAGCAGACAUCUGGAGCUUCGGCAUCACAGCCAUCGAGCUCGCCACCGGCGCCGCACCCUAUCACAAGUACCCGCCCAUGAAGGUGCUGAUGUUGACCCUGCAGAACGACCCCCCCGGUCUUGAGACGGGCAUCGCAGACAAGGAGAUGGUGAAGAAAUACGGAAAAUCCUUCAGGAAGAUGAUCUCCCUAUGUCUUCAGAAGGAGCCAGAGAAAAGGCCUACAUCCGCAGAGCUGCUGAAGAACAAGUUUUUCCAGAAAGCAAAGAACAACGAAUACUUGCAGGAGAGGUUACUUCAAAGAGCGCCAACAAUAACAGAGAGGUCGAAAAAGGUGCGGCGGGUCCCUGGUUCCAGCGGGAGGCUCCACAAGACGGAGGACGGCGAGUGGGAGUGGAGCGACGAGGAGCUGGAUGUGGAGAGCGAGGAGGGCAAGGCCGCCGUCGCCGCCUUGAGGGAGCAGCAGUCGAAGGCUGUUUGCGCGCCCAGGCGACAAUCGCCCAGAGUGAAGGAGGGAUCCGAAAGUUCUGAGGACUUUGUGGCUACGGAGGCCUCAAGUAGUCAUCUCCAGCCCCCGGCCGCGGGUCAGCCCCAGCUACCUCAUGCAGCAGGCCAGGCUCUGCUGCAGCCCACACAGCCCAACUCCCAACCCACUACCCAGGCUGCAGGCCCCGGCCUUCCCACUGCUGCUUUGUCUGCUCAGAUCCUAACAUCAACAAGUGAUCCUAAGGCCCCCAUCAGCCUGGUGUUACGGUUAAGAAAUUUAAAGAAGGAACUAAAUGACAUCCGCUUUGAAUUCAUGCCAGGACGAGACACGGCUGACGGCGUCUCUCAGGAGUUGGUCUCCGCAGGCCUUGUUGACGGCAGGGAUUUAGUUAUAGUUGCUGCUAAUUUGCAAAAAAUUGUGGAUGAGCCUCAGUCGAACCGAAAUGUGACCUUCAAAUUGGCCUCUGGGGUGGAGGCCAGUGAAAUACCAGACGACGUCAAGCUGAUGGGCUUCGCUCAGCUCAGUAUUAGUUAAACAAAUGGGACUUGCCUAAAAGAAUGUAAAAAAAAUAAAUCAUAUGCAUUUUUGUUUAAUUCUCUGGCCGUAAAGAAACCACUACUGCCAACGAAGAGAGGCAGCAUGCCUGCCAGCGGGGGCCAGGACACCGCAGCGGACUAUAACAGUAACAGGGUUUACAGUAUAUAUGUAGGAUGAAGUAUCUGACGUCUUUAACGUCCAUGCUCUCUGCUCUCCCGCUCUUACUCUGUGUCAUGUUCUGCAUCUUCCCCAUCUGAAGCACUAAAACCUGCUCCCUGUAACAAGGCCUUAUCUAUAUCACAUCUGAAGCCCUUAAACCUGCUCCCUGUAACAAGGCCUUAUCUUCAUCACAUCUGAAGCCCUUAAACCUGCUCCCUGUAACAAGGCCUUAUCUUCAUCUCAGCUGCUGAACGGGUCCCUCGCCUCCCCACAAAACCACAUGAAAGUGGUUUAUAUUGCUGAUGUUUUAGUUUAUUUGUUCUUUUUUUCUAUUUUCUUUUGGUUGGAGGGGGACUCAAUCAGAAGCCAGCCUGAUGUGGAACCGUUACAAAAAGCAACGCGGGUCGCCCACAUCGUCACGUCGCGCAACAGUCAACUGAUAAAUAAUGACUCACUAAAACCUUCACAUAAGCCAAAACAACUUCAAUACAGCAUUGCUUUACCCCUUAAGGCCGUGUUCACAUCUAGCGAUUUUUGUAAUAGGGAAAGGUUGAUCCGACCGUUUUUUCAAAAAAAGAAGAAGCUGGCAGCGUUUUUUUGUCCUAAAAGCACUGGGAGCGUUUUUUUUAUCGCUUAGGAACCAAUUCUAGACCCGACAUUACCCGCCUACUACGUAUCCCGGCUAGAGCCCAUUAGACAUGUCAUAGAUCUCGACAUGUUCUGUAAUUAAAACUAUUAAUCGCUCCACCGGCACUUUCCCCGAGUGAUUUGUCCGCCAUUGUUUCUUGUUUUGACAGUGAGUUUCCUCUCACUGUGUCAAUGUUCCGCUUUUGAUUGGUCAGUUGCCAAAAAGACCCCUGACGUCGGCCGCUUUCUUCCUGAAAGUUGAACUUUUUUCAACGCUCCGUAUGGAAGAAAAAAACGCUGGGAGAGGCGUUUAAAAAAACGGCUGUGACUUUUUCCAGAAACGCUCUGCUCCAUAGGAAUAUAAUGUAAAACAAGCGCUGGCAAAUUUAAAAAAAACGCUAGAUGUGAACACGGCCUAACCCGUCAUGGCUGUAUUGGCAUGUCACCUGCUGCUAGAGCUGCUGAAGUGGAGCCAAGGAGCGCUAGUCCGGCUGGAUCCAGUCAAUGUGGGUUUAAACGUUGUAGUUUUAUCCGCGCCAAGUGGACGACUGAUUGUUCAGUUACAAAAGUGAAACCGUCAGGGAUGAUGUAAGAAUAUGUAAGAAUAAUAUUUACUUUUAUUUUGGUUUUCUUUUCCGAUUGGUGGUGUCCUAGUAGUGCAUAUAAAACCUAUAACUAAUUGAUCUAAUGUCAUCUCUGAAGGCCUACAUCAAACCUAUUUUUCCUUCCUUUGUGUUUUGUUUUAAUGGAGGGUAGCAUUCCGGCCUUGUGUACCAAAUCACUGUUAGGACUUUCCAUAAAAGUGAAUAUAUUAAAGUUUGUAAAUUAAUGUUUUUCACCAACAUCACUGGAAGCCACAAGUGUUGUAUGAGCAAAUAUGUGUACUGUUUGUCUGUCGGUGUAUUAUGCGAUUUCUCUGUUUGGAAUCUAAUUCUCAAAGACUUUAAAGUGCAUAUUUGCUUAUUUGGAAGAACAAUUCGUACUUAACUUAACUUCUAGUACGUAAAUAAGACCAUAUGGCUUUGAUUUGUUUUUAUAUCUUGAUAUUUCAUUUUUUCUUCUCUUUUCUGUCCUAUGAGAAGAUUUGGGAUUGUAGCGGGGGAAAGGAAAACGACAGGAAAGGAAAUGUAAUGUUUAAUUCUUCUGUUUUUGCAAUCCACACCGUUGGUAUGUUUCAAAUGUGGCUUAUUCACGCAGGUUCGAAGUCCUAUGCUUGAACACAUUACGCUGGGAUUCAGCCGUUGUCGGGCAACAAUACAAGGCCUGUCCAGGUCACUUUCUUUAAUCCUGAGCUAAGUCAAUAAAGAGUUCUCACACUCAUUUAAGAUUUCAAAAUGGCUGCUUAUUAUAACACAUCCCGUGUCACGAGUUUGUGGGUCACUUCAUCUUAAAGAUGUCUUUUAAUACACAGAACCAUGUCACCAAGAUGUGCGUUAAUACAACCCACUGGCAUUGACCUCCAUAGGAAAUAUGUAUUACCUAUUGGUAAUAUUAUAGGUAAAAGUAUGACCUAUGGAUCUGUGUGUCUUAAGACCAACUCAAAUUUGUGAGGACUGAAAGAAGAUGCUGAGUAUCUCAUACCCCAGCCUUCUGCCAUGUUUCAUUUCUUGGUGUUGAGGUUUCAGUUGAGACCUUCCUCUCCUGGUGAUUUUUGUCUCUUUAAGAGGUGUGGUCAAAUGGCAGGUUUUCCCCUAACGUACAGCAAGGAGCAGAGCAUCUAGCUAAUAUUAAAGGUUCAAACACGCAGCAUUGAUGCCAUUGCCUGUAGUCGAACGGGCAUGGAUUUGGAUUUGUCAAACCAGUGUUGGCCAGACUGUACCCCUGAGGAAUCCUUGACACUUCACCCCUCUCUCAAACAUAACCUGCUGGGUCUUUAUCUCAUGCUGAUCAAACUGAGGACACUCAGACACGGGUUUCUUCUUUUUUUUUUUUUUUUGUGUUCAACUCAGUAGUAUCACCACACUGAUGUAUUUACACUAUCCACUCAUUUUCAGUUUUCCAUGCUUGGUUCUUAUAGAUUAUUUGAGAGUUGACUGCAUGUUUGAUUCAUUGUUUCAAUCAAUAAAGAAUGAACAUAUCCAAACAGAUUUGACUGGUUGCCA
This is a messenger RNA of Gadus chalcogrammus (walleye pollock), 4683 nucleotides long. RefSeq names its product serine/threonine-protein kinase OSR1-like. Bases 155 to 1792 code for a protein of 545 amino acids. Gene Ontology annotation, molecular function: ATP binding; protein serine/threonine kinase activity. The record is from RefSeq and is a predicted model, not a curated record. NCBI's taxonomy places the organism in Eukaryota, Metazoa, Chordata, Actinopteri, Gadiformes, Gadidae. Gene Ontology annotation, biological process: protein phosphorylation. The transcript has 19 exons.